Wasmannia auropunctata (little fire ant) is the source of this 1896-nucleotide messenger RNA. It is a transcript of the gene Fip1, whose product is annotated as pre-mRNA 3'-end-processing factor FIP1. The transcript has 4 exons. The coding region runs from base 29 to 1570 and encodes 513 amino acids. Lineage: Eukaryota; Metazoa; Arthropoda; Insecta; Hymenoptera; Formicidae. Gene Ontology annotation, cellular component: mRNA cleavage and polyadenylation specificity factor complex. Gene Ontology annotation, molecular function: RNA binding. The record is from RefSeq and is a predicted model, not a curated record.
UCAAACGCAGGAGACACUGGCGAGAAAAAUGGCGGAUGAAAGCGAGGACCAGUGGCUGUACGGCGAUUCGACCGACAGCAAGGAGUUUAUAUCGGCGAAUAUUAAAUCGGAGAUCCAGCAGAAUGACUCGACGCUCGCCGAAGCUCAGGAGAGCUCGCAGACCCAGGAGGAUCAAAAGGUGGAAGUUGCUGACGAACCGUCCGAGAUGCAAGAGGUUACCGAUUCCCUCGGCGGCGGUGACGAAGAAUCCUCAUUGUUGAAUAAUACGCAAGACGAGAAUGCGGACAAAAACGGGACGAGGGAAGCUUCUAGUCAGGAGGAUGGCGAAGCGGCCAGCGACUCCGACUCCGACGAUGAUGUACACGUUGUUAUCGGUGACAUCAAGUCGACACCGGCGUACGGCAGUUUGAACAUCAAGAGAGGAGGACUGCUAACCAACACGUCCGGCGUGUCGGAUAAGCUGAGCAAACAGCCGGGAAAGUUCAGCAUAGAUGAAUUCGAGACUAUCGGCGUUAUCAAUGGAAUACCGGCCCACGAGUUCAAUUUAGAUCAAUUGGAGGACAAACCGUGGAGGCAGCCCGGCGCGGAUAUCACGGAUUACUUCAACUAUGGAUUUAAUGAGGAUACCUGGAGGGCGUACUGCGAACGUCAGAAGCGGAUGCGAAGCGAGUCCGGUGUGGGAUUGAUCUUGAACGCGGGCGGCGGCGGCGGCAAUCCGAGUGGCAUGAGAAUGCCUCAAGUGGCGAUAACCAACGACAACAGCAAAUACUCUGGCAUUAUGGGGCCUAAGAGGGCAGGUCCGCCGCCCGGAAGAAAAAUGGCGGGGACCAUCGACGUUAUAGGGAGCUCUGGUCUGGCCUCGAGAAGAAAUCUGGAUAAAUCCCCACCGAAGGGAAACGUUAUACAAGUCAUGACUGCCGACAGGAGAGAGUAUUCUAGGAAACCAGGUUUCCCCGAUAUGAGCGUACCGCCUCCUGGUGCAGGAAUGCCGCCACCGCCGUUCGAUAUGCCUCCGCCGGGAUAUGCGGGAGAACCGACGCCGUUCUACAUGCCGGAAACCGAUCCGUAUUAUCAGAGUUACGAACCCACGCAGGAUAGCCAAUGGGGCAAUGACCCAACAUGGCAGCCAACAAAUCUGGCAAUCCCGAUGACGGAAGGUGAAGACGACAAAGACAUGGGACCUAAGACGAUACCCACGAUGGUUCCACCAACGUCCAUUCCUCCCCUGAUGCCGCGCGAUCAGAGGGACGUCAGAGACCGGGAGCGAGACAGGGAUCGAGACCGCGAAUUGGAUUCUAUGGGCAGAGAUAGAGACAAAGAUAGAGAUCGCGAUCGCGAUAGGGAAAAGGAUUCCAUGAUGAGAGAUCGCGAUAGAGAUCGGGAUUCUAUGACGCGAGAUGAGGAUCGGGAGCGUGAUAGAUCUAGGUCUCAGUAUCGACAUAAAGAUCGACAUCGGCAUCGAUCAAGGUCGCGGUCUCGCAGACACAAGUCGAGGUCGCGGAGUCCGAGUCGACGUAAGAAGAAAUCUAGACGUUCGGAUAGGGAGCGUUCCAAGGAGGAAAGUGAAUAAAAUAUGUGUGUACACGUAAAAACCUUACUGUAUUAAUUUACGGCGUUACUCAAGUGAAGUGCAUCAAUAGAAUUAAGCGAUCAUUUUACAUAAAAUAAUAUUCCGACUGUUGCCGAGAAAAAUACAUUGCAUCAGUAAAAUUUACACAGCUAAUUGUAAAAUAUACGAGUUAAUUGUCAUGCAUAAGAAAUGUAUAGCGAUCUUGAGAAAGUUACAAAUUAUAUAAUUUUUGACAUGAGUAAAUUAUUAAUGCAAAUAAAAAUUGGAUUUGCAGAUUGAUUGAAGGUUGCGGAUGAAGAAAAUAAAAGAUUUUACGUUUUAUCAUA